GGAGAGGAACUGUAAAAGAUAAAGCUAUGUGACCAGAUUCUUAUGAAAAUGUGUUCACAUCAUGCAGAAAUUCACACAGAUGACAAGUAUUUCAAGAGGAUUUUGAAUGAAAAGGUAAACUUCUAUUGUGACCAGCUCAAGUUCCAUCAAAACCUUUAAGGGACAGAAUUGUAAACAUGGAAGAAUACAAAUGCCAGAACUGUAACAAGACAUUUGCUAAUAAGCAGUUGAGAAUUGUUCAUGAAAAAAUUCACAUUGGACAGAAAACACACAAAUGCCAGUACUGUGAUAAGACAUUAAGUUCAAAAUAUCAUCUCAAUGUUCAUGAAAGAAUUCAUACUGGAGAGAAACCAUACCUGUGCCAGUAUUGUGAUAAGACAUUUAUUCAAAAAAAUAAUCUCAUUGUUCAUGAACGAAUUCAUACUGAAGAGAAACCAUACAAAUGCCAGUACUGUGAUAAGGCAUUUAGUAGAAAAUGGAAUUACCUUGUUCAUAAAGGAAAUCACACUAAAGAGAAACCAUACAAAUGCCAGUACUGUAAUAUGACAUUUAAUUAUAAACAAAUUUGCAGCGACCAUGAAAAAGCUCACACUGGAGGGAAACGACACAAAUGCCAGUACUGUGAUAAGUCAUUUAUAACAAAACGGAAAUGCGUUGUUCAUGAAAGAAUUCACACCGGAGAGAAACCAUACAAAUGCCAGUACUGUGAUAAGACAUUUAGUAGAAAGUGGAAUUGCAUUGCUCAUGAAAGAUUUCACACUAGAGAGAAACCAUACAAAUGCCAGUACUGUGAUAUGGCAUUUAUUAAAAAACAGAAAUGCAUUGUUCAUGAAAGAUUUCACACCAGAGAAAAAACAUACAAAUGCCAGCACUGUGAUAAGGCAUUUAGUAAAGAACAUCACUGCACUGAACAUGAAAAAAUUCACACUGGUGAGAAACCAUACAAAUGCCUGUUGUGUGAUAAGGCAUUUGCUUCAAAAUAUUUUUGCCUUAUUCAUGAAAGAAAUCACACUGGAAAGAAACCAUACAAAUGCCAGUACUGUGAUAAGACAUUUACACUACAAUGGCAUUGUAGUCGUCAUGAAGGAAUUCACACUAGAGAGAAACCGUACAGGUGUGUGUUUUGUUGUAAGACAUUUGUCAGCAGAAAUGAAUGUGAUAUACAUGAAAAAGAUCACACUGAUGUGUCACCUGUCCUGACAGCACAUAGACCAUAUGAUACAGAAGUUAAUAAUGGUAAAAAUCUAGUCUCUCAGAAUAAUAAUGGGGCAUCACAGGAGUUAGUCAAAAUUGAAAUCCAGGAAUACGAUCCUGCAAUUAGAGAGCAACCAUACCCUGUGGCUCUGUUUAAAAAUGCAUUUGCUUAGCGCUUUGUAUGAAACUCUGUAUACUUGUAUCAUGAUGCAGUAGUUAGAAGGUAAAAUGAUUGCAAGUUGCUUUUUGGCGUAUAAUACCCAAACAAUUGAUAAUAAGUAGAGUUGAUAAAUAAUAUUAAUAAAAUUGCUUUUCAAAGCAUAUACUGAAAAGAUAAUUUAGCUUAUCCUUGUCAUUCUUUAUGUUCUGAAAGGAGGAAUUCCACAGUUCUGAGCACCAAUUUUCUUAAGUGGCAAAGUGUGUUUUUACCAGCUAGGUAAAAUAGAUACACAGGCCAGGAAGUAUAAUUGUGAGUGUUCUUCACUGAAUAGAUUUAAUUUAUUACAUUGCACUGCGCAUCACAUUACCCAUCUGGGUCAAACAGGAUGGGUUAUUUAACAAAAUUGUAUCACACUGACAAUUCACAGAAAAUUUGACCAGGUCAAAGGUGGUCUUGAUAUAAAGACAAGGGUGGCAGCUUGUUUAUUUUUUGAUCUGCUUUACCCGUCUCUGAGCCACUCUCCUAUGGCUUUUAUGCAGAGAUAAAACCCACCUUAUGCCUUGGUCAUUAUCAGUUUAUUCAGCUACUUAAGAUAGAAAGGUAUUCUUAAGAGAAACCAAAUACAAAUUUAUUGGUAAUUUGUUGGUAAAUAUGGCCAUACUACGUCCAUAUUC
Lingula anatina is the source of this 2028-nucleotide messenger RNA. RefSeq lists its product as uncharacterized. NCBI's taxonomy places the organism in Eukaryota, Metazoa, Brachiopoda, Lingulata, Lingulida, Lingulidae. Gene Ontology annotation, biological process: regulation of gene expression. Gene Ontology annotation, cellular component: nucleus. The record is from RefSeq and is a predicted model, not a curated record.